Molecule: messenger RNA, 650 nt
Organism: Mytilus trossulus (common blue mussel)
Lineage: Eukaryota; Metazoa; Mollusca; Bivalvia; Mytilida; Mytilidae
Product: complement C1q-like protein 4
Exons: 2
Coding region: 6-650 (214 amino acids)
Molecular function (GO): protein binding
Source: RefSeq, a predicted model, not a curated record
AAAACAUGAAGUUUGGUGUUAUAUAUGGCAUUGUUCUCACGUUAUUCUUAUUUUCUGUUGCAGAGGCAGUGGAUGAUGAAAUGAUAGAGAGGCUAGUUCAGACUGUAGAACGCAUGAAGGAAACACAGGAAGAAAUGCAGAAGGAAAUUCGUCAACUGAAGGGGGAGAUAAAUCGAUGUAAUAAUCAUACGAGAGAUUCACACAGAAGAAUGCUUCUUGGAAAUGACGAAUCUAUUGCUAGGGUAGCUUUCGAUGCCAUCUUGACUCACAAUCUUGACCACUCUUCUAUUGAGGAUACAACCAUUGUGUUUGAUAGUAUCCUGACCAAUGUCGGUAAUGCAUAUGUGAAGGACUUUGGAGCAUUUAUAGCUCCCGUUCCAGGGGUUUAUUUGUUUACCUAUACAAUUCACGCAGGCGGAGCCGGGGAUAUAUUUGGAACUUUGAUGGUUAAUGGCCAACAAAAGACAAGUAUUCACGUCGAUGGAAGCUAUCGUUCUAUUUUUAUAGCUUCUUCAUCGAGAACCGCAAUUCUGUCCCUUAACCAAGGAGAUAGAGUGUAUAUCCAUAUUUUGAAGAAUAGCCGAGGUCUCUUGAGCUCAACCAAUAACGGGCAUUCAUCAUUUGCAGGAGCCCUGUUAUUUACUAAUUAA